GGGACUCGCUAUGCACAGGGUGCAGUGUUCAUGGAUGUAUUGCAAGAAGUGUGCAGAGUUCAGGAGUACAUUAUGUACUGAGUGCAGAGUUCAGGGACGUUCAAUGCAGGGGCGGACUGACAACUCAUGGGGCCCCCGGGUAAUAGGGGAUCAUGGGGCCCCUGUGUCCUUGCCCAAACUCAAAAAAGCCUAUGAAAAAGGUACCAGGGGCAUCUCAUGGGGCCCCCUACUGACCCCGGGCCCUCGGGCAGUGCCCGAGUUUCAAAAUGGUCAGUCCGCCCCUGCUGUUGGA
Staurois parvus is the source of this 292-nucleotide messenger RNA. The record is from the annotation of a GenBank genome assembly. NCBI's taxonomy places the organism in Eukaryota, Metazoa, Chordata, Amphibia, Anura, Ranidae.